Messenger RNA from Ustilaginoidea virens, 612 nucleotides. RefSeq lists its product as uncharacterized. Gene Ontology annotation, molecular function: nuclear import signal receptor activity. Gene Ontology annotation, cellular component: cytosol; nucleus. The record is from RefSeq and is a predicted model, not a curated record. Gene Ontology annotation, biological process: protein import into nucleus. Lineage: Eukaryota; Fungi; Ascomycota; Sordariomycetes; Hypocreales; Clavicipitaceae. Bases 1 to 612 code for a protein of 203 amino acids. The transcript has a single exon.
AUGUCCGGGCCUCUCUUCGGGAUAGUGCCGGCCGGCCAGCCGCUCAUCACGGAUCCGACGUCGACCCCAUCCCCCGGGUCAUUUCUCUACAGGCUACCGACUGCCAAGCCCUCCUCGCACGUCAUGGUGUUCUUGCUACCCAACACCGCACUUCCGGAUGGCGCCGCUGCGGCCAUCUAUGUAGCCAGAGUCGGGGACGUGGAGAGCGCUGCCCAGUCGGGUGCCAGCCCGGAUUUCAGGUUUCUCGGCGCCAUUGGACCCGGCAAGGAGAGUGCCUUGUUCAAAAUCGGCUCGGACGCAGACGACGGAAUCGCAAGCGAGCUUGUCGUUGGGGUGUCGGUUGAGUCUGCGGAUUCCAUCUCUCCACGCCUGCAGCAGCUGUCUGCGGGCAAGAGCCCCGCGGCGUCGCUGUCCGGCUCUUCGCAGCCAUCCACGAUUGCGCUAGCCCAGCGGAUAAUUCGUAAUGCGUUCAAUUUCCUUUCGAGUUUCAGCGGCUCUGCCGGACCUGGAGGUGUAGAAGUUGUUCCUCUCAAAGCUUUUGAGGAAUGGUGGCGCAAAUUCGAAUCUCGGAUCCGCGCUGACCCGAGUUUUCUCGAGAGACAGGCAGAUUGA